Lonchura striata (white-rumped munia) is the source of this 672-nucleotide messenger RNA. The record is from RefSeq and is a predicted model, not a curated record. NCBI's taxonomy places the organism in Eukaryota, Metazoa, Chordata, Aves, Passeriformes, Estrildidae.
AUGUCCCACGCCAGGCUGCUGCUGCUCCUCAUCCUGCUCGGCGGCGCCGGGACCGGCCGGGCCCUGAGCCUGUCCAACGGCGCCUCCAUCUUCAGCUGCCUCGAGGCCGCGCUGGCGGAGGCGCGGCGGGUCCUUCCCGAGGAGAACGCCGUCCUGGAGAAGCGCGGCUCCGGGUCCCUGGAGGAGGCCUCCGAGGAGGACGAAGAGCUGGGCAAAAGGACGUUCCCGGGGGACAACCGCGCGGCCCAGGGGAAGGGCGAGACCCACCAGAAGAGGCCCAAGAGCGACCGGCGCGCCAAGGUCACGCUGUCCCUCGACGUCCCCACCAACAUCAUGAACAUCCUCUUCAACAUCGCCAAGGCCAAGAACUUGAGGGCCAAGGCGGCGGCCAACGCCCACCUCAUGGCCCAGAUCGGGCGGAGGAAGUGACCGGGCCACCGCCGGAGGGGACGGCCGGCCGCGGGUGACGCCAGCGCCGUCUGGCUUUGACCCGUCGAGCGACCUCGCGUCCACGUCCCUUCUCCAACCAGCUCUCCUCCCCGUUCUCCUGGCGUUCCUCCCGGACAUUUCCACGCGCACGGAAGAGGUCCCCGUCCCCGUCCCCGGCACGGCGCGGGGGACGCGUCACCCGGGAAGGUUCCCGAUUAAAGCCGCCAUCUCUGGAGUUUCCAA